UGCACGGGGAAGAUGGAGGAGUUCUUUCUCUUUGGAGCCUUCCUGGAAGCUACCAUGAUUGACAGGAAGAUUGGUGACAAACCCAUCAACUUUGAAGUCACAAUAGGUAACUAUGGGAACCAGAUGGAUGGCACGACCAAACCCACCCUACGGAGGAAAAAAGAGGGAGGGGAUGGGGUUGAGGAGGAGUCUGAGCUACUCCAGAACUCAAGUGAAGAUGAAGGUGAUGAGGAUGGAGAGCUGAUCUCUGUUUCUUCAUCUCAGCCCAUGAAGCCCCUGGUCACAGACAGGAACUACUUCCACCUGCCAUACUUUGAGAAGAAGCCCUGCAUCUAUAUCAAGAGUUGGUGGCAGGACCAACGCCGCAGAUUGUAUAACGCCAACAUCAUGGACAAGAUUGCAGACAAGCUGGAGGAAGGACUCAACGACGUGCAAGAAAUGAUCAAGACCGAGAAGCCGCAUCCGGAGCGGCGGCUCCGAGGGGUCCUGGAGGAGCUGAGCAGUGGGUGCUUGCGCUUCGUGACGUUGGCUGACAAGGACCAGCACCACUCUUCCCGCACGAGGCUGGACCGGGAGAGGCUCAAGUCCUGCAUGCGGGAGCUGGAGAACAUGGGGCAGCAAGCCACGACUCUACGGUCACAGGUGAAGAAGAACACCAUGAAAGACAAGCUGAAGCUGGUGCAAAAUUUCCUGCAGAAGCUCCGGUUCUUGGCAGACGAGCCCCAGCACACUAUUCCCGACAUCUUCAUCUGGAUGAUGAGCAACAACAAGCGCAUUGCCUACGCCCGCAUCCCUUCCAAGGACAUCCUCUACUCCAUCGUGGAUGAGGAGAUGGGCAAGGACUGCGCCAAAGUGAAGACCAUCUUCCUCAAGCUACCUGGGAAGAGGGGCUUCGGACCUGCUGGCUGGACCGUUCAGGCCAAGAUGGAGAUCUACUUAUGGCUGGGCCUCAACAAACAACGCAAAGACUUCUUGAGUGGCUUGCCCUGUGGCUUUGAGGAGAAGAAGACCACUAGAGGCCAAAACUUGUCAUCCUUCCCACCCAUCAGCCUCCUUUAUACCAAGAAGCAGGUUUUCCAGCUACGAGCCCACAUGUAUCAAGCCAGGAGUCUGUUUGCAGCCGACAGCAGUGGCCUUUCAGACCCCUUUGCAAGAGUCUUCUUCAUCUCCCAGAGCCAAUGCACUGAGGUUCUCAAUGAGACCCUUUGCCCGACCUGGGACCAGCUGCUGGUCUUUGACAACGUGGAGCUUUAUGGAGAAGCUCAUGAGAUGCGGGAUGACCCUCCUAUAAUUGUCAUCGAGAUCUAUGACCAGGACACAGUGGGCAAAGCUGACUUCAUGGGCCGCACCUUUGCCAAACCUGUGGUGAAGAUGUCGGAUGAGCACUACUGCCCACCACGCUUCCCCCCACAGCUGGAGUACUACCAGAUCUACCGAGGCAACUCCACAGCUGGUGACCUGCUGGCUGCCUUCGAGCUGCUCCAGAUUGGCCCUGGGGGCAAGUCAGACCUGCCCUCAAUUGACGGCCCCACAGACAUAGACCGGGGCCCCAUCCUGCCGGUGCCACUGGGGAUUCGGCCGGUGCUGAGUAAAUACAGAGUGGAGAUCUUGUUUUGGGGCCUGAGGGAUCUGAAGAGAGUGAACCUAGCCCAGGUGGACCGACCCCGUGUGGACAUUGAGUGUGCUGGGAGAGGGGUCCAGUCAGCCCUCAUCCAGAACUACAAGAAAAACCCCAACUUCAGCACUUUGGUCAAGUGGUUCGAAGUGGACCUCCCAGAGAAUGAGCUGCUGCACCCACCCCUCAACAUCCGAGUGGUGGACUGCCGGGCUUUCGGGCGUUACACCCUGGUGGGUUCCCACGCUGUCAGCUCCCUCCGAAAGUUCAUCUACCGCCCACCAGAUAAGAAAGCCCAGCACUGGAACAUGACAGCUAAACACCUCAAUGGUUAUCUGGCAAUGGCCAACGGGGCCCAUCGCUCUCGCCCCACAGGGGAGAUCGUUGUCAAUAUGGAACCUGAGGUUCCCAUCAAGAAGAUGGAGACGAUGGUGAAGCUGGAAGCUAACUCCGACGCAGUGGUGAAGGUGGACGUGACAGAGGAAGAGAAGGAGAAAAAGAAAAAGAAGAAGAAAGGAGGAGGAGGAGAGGAAGUAGAAGAGGAAGAACCGGAUGAGAGCAUGCUGGACUGGUGGUCCAAGUAUUUUGCCUCAAUUGAGACUAUGAAGGAGCAACUCCGGCAGCAAGAAGCUGCCGCAGCAGAAGCGGAGGAGAAGGAAGAAAUGGAGAUUGCAGAGGGCUCCAAGGGUCAGACGAAGAACAAGGAGAAGUCCAAGGCACCCAAAGAUGAUAAGAAAAAGAAGCAACAGUCAGCCUCUGAGCUUCCCGAGAAGAAGAACAAGCAGAAGAUCGACGAACUGAAGGUCUUCAACAAAGAGCUGGAAACAGAGUUUGAUAACUUCGAGGACUGGCUGCACACCUUCAACCUACUCCGUGGGAAGAUCGGAGACAACGACGACAACGCAACGGAAGAGGAGCGGAUAGUGGGCAGGUUCAAAGGCUCCAUUUGUGUCUACAAAGUCCCACUGCCUGAUGAUAUCACCAAAGAGGCAGGAUACGACCCCAACUUCGGCAUGUUCCAGGGGAUCCCCAGCAACGACCCCAUCAACGUGCUGGUCCGAGUCUAUAUUGUGCGGGCCACGGACCUUCACCCAGCUGACAUCAAUGGGAAGGCAGACCCCUAUAUUGCCAUCAAGCUGGGCAAGACAGACAUCAAAGACAAGGAGAACUACAUCUCCAAGCAGUUGAACCCUGUCUUUGGAAAAUCCUUCGACAUCGAGGCCACCUUCCCCAUGGAGUCCAUGCUGACAGUGGCAGUGUACGACUGGGACUUGGUGGGGACUGAUGACCUCAUUGGAGAGACCAAGAUCGACCUGGAGAACCGCUACUACAGCAAGCACCGAGCUACUUGUGGGGUGUCACAGACUUACUCCAUACAUGGUUAUAACACCUGGCGUGACCCCAUGAAGCCCUCUCAAAUCCUGUCCAAGCUGUGCAAAGAGGGCAAGGUGGAUGGGCCGCACUUUGGGCCAGGAGGAAGAGUGAAAGUUGCCAACAGGGUCUUCACCGGCCCCACGGAGAUUGAGGAUGAAAAUGGUCAGAAGAAGCAGACAGAUGAACAUCUGGCCCUGACUGUGCUACGUCACUGGGAGGACAUCCCGCGGGCAGGCUGCAAGCUGGUCCCUGAGCACGUGGAGACGCGGCCUCUGAGGCAUCGAGCAGGUCCUCGCAGUCCCAGGGGUCGCCUGGAGAUGUGGGUGGACAUGUUCCCCAUGGACAUGCCAGCGCCCGGCCCUGCCACUGAUAUUUCCCCCAGGAAACCAAAGAAGUAA
Apaloderma vittatum (bar-tailed trogon) is the source of this 3387-nucleotide messenger RNA. Its product is annotated as otoferlin-like. Gene Ontology annotation, cellular component: presynaptic active zone membrane; synaptic vesicle membrane. NCBI's taxonomy places the organism in Eukaryota, Metazoa, Chordata, Aves, Trogoniformes, Trogonidae. Gene Ontology annotation, biological process: synaptic vesicle priming; plasma membrane organization. The transcript is spliced from 26 exons. Gene Ontology annotation, molecular function: AP-2 adaptor complex binding; calcium ion binding. The record is from RefSeq and is a predicted model, not a curated record. Bases 13 to 3387 code for a protein of 1124 amino acids.